Messenger RNA from Camelina sativa (false flax), 3074 nucleotides. The record is from RefSeq and is a predicted model, not a curated record. NCBI's taxonomy places the organism in Eukaryota, Viridiplantae, Streptophyta, Magnoliopsida, Brassicales, Brassicaceae.
UCCUGGGUUCAGUUCUCGCCGGAUCUUGAAAUGGCGACGGCGAUGACUUGUUCGAGACUGACGAUUUUUACGGUGGCCGGAAUAUUCCUUCAGAUCAUUGGUCUCUCGAUUUUUGUUUUCGGUUUCUUCCCCGUCAAGCCGACUCUCUCCGGCGUCAGUGGUUCAGAGAGCUAUCGUGAUCCUUUCUGUGAUUCUUCUCCGAAUUCGAACGAAUCUGAGCUUCAUUCUGAUAAACUGAGAUUGCAUUACCAGGAGCUAUCUGGCAUCUCUGUGAAAUAUGAUCGAGUGAUUUUGAUGGUUAUUGAUGGGCUUCCUGCGGAGUUUGUUCUUGGGAAAGAUGGUCAACCUCCAAGGAAGGUGUGGAAAGAGUCGAUGCCUUAUACUCAGUCACUGUUGGCUAAUAGAGAUGCUAUUGGUUACCAUGCUAAAGCAGCUCCUCCAACUGUUACAAUGCCGAGGUUAAAGGCGAUGGUUUCUGGGGCAAUCGGUGGUUUCUUGGAUGUGGCUUUCAAUUUUAACACGCAAGCCUUUUUAGAAGACAACCUUCUUGGUCAAUUUUUUAGGAUUGGUUGGAAAAUGGUGAUGCUUGGUGAUGAGACGUGGCUCAAGUUAUUCCCAGGGCUAUUUAUGAGACAUGAUGGUGUUAGCAGUUUCUUUGUCAAAGAUACAGUACAGGUAGACCGAAAUGUUUCUCGACACCUACCGGAUGAGCUAAACAGUGAUGAUUGGAAUUUCUUGAUCCUUCAUUACCUUGGUUUGGAUCAUGUUGGACAUACUGGAGGCCGUAACAGCCCUUUGAUGGCUGCAAAACUUAAAGAAAUGGAUGACAUAGUUAGAACAAUGCAUUUAAGAGCGAUGAUGGAUCGUAACCAUGAUCAAGGACAGACUCUUUUGGUAGUAGUCAGUGAUCAUGGCAUGACUGAUAAUGGAAAUCAUGGAGGAUCGUCAUAUGAAGAAACUGACUCCUUAAUGCUCUUCAUUGGCUUGAGUAACAAUGGUUCUGAUUAUGGUGCAGCUAUCAAUAAUGUAGCUUUCCAGGUAGAUUUGGCGCCAACUUUAGCUCUUCUAUUUGGUGUCCCGAUCCCAAAGAACAAUGUUGGAGUGGUUGUCCCAGGAACACUCAAUUCUUUACGAGAUUAUGAGCAACUACGGGCACUAGAACUGAAUUCAUGGCAGUUACUUAGACUAAUGCAAGCACAGAUCCCGAGUUCCUUAUUUGAAGGUUUCUCCUGCAAUUGCUUCGUCGAUGGAAUUUGUAAGGGUUUGGAUAUUAGCGAGUGCUCUGGGGAGAAAGAGAAACAGCUUAUUUGCCUGUUUAGGAACGCUGCACUUCUCCAUCACAUUUGGAAGUCCAAGAAAUUGACAGAGUCUUCUCGUGCCAUGGAAGAUUUCAGCCGAGCUUUAGAUGCAUAUAACGCCUUCUUGAAAACUGCAAGUGAGUGGUUAGCAAGCAAAACCACUGAAAAACCAGUUUUCUUACUCGGUCUUGGGUUGAGUGCCAUGCUUCUUUCAUGCAUCGUCUGUGCCACUCUCUUUCUGUCCUUAUUCAAAGAGGUUUACCAUGAGCCCAAGGAUCGAGUCUGCAGUUUGAGUUAUCGGUUAAAUUUGGAAGAGGUGUUAAUUUUUGCUCUUCUUUUGAUCCUGGUUAUAAGCAUGGGAUCUAGUUCAAUGGUGGAAGAAGAGCAUUAUAUAUGGCAUUUCAUGGUAUCGACGUUCCAUCUUCUGUUACUCUUCAAGACAGCAAAGUUGUUCGAUUUAUCCAAGGGGAGGAACAUACUUGGAGAUUAUAAAGUUGUUUCUAUCUUCUUGCUUCUUAUAUCUGGUAGACUACUAAGAGGUUGGCAUCAAGGGGGCGUGAACUGGACUUACCUUCCUGAUAUUUCGAAGUGGCUAGAGCAAGUUGGCAGUGGUUAUGUGAAAUGGAUUCAGCUAAUCUCAAACAUCAUUGUUAUUGGUCUAGGACUAUUUACUCUUUCUCGAACAGGAUCAAAGAAAAAAAGUGUCUGCGUCCUAGCUUUGGGUUUCCUAACUUGUGGGCUCCUAGUCUUGCUGCAUGCCGGGAGAUAUCAGGAUGAAAUGCUUGAAGUGUCAACUGAAUUUGGAGCCACUGUCAUAGUAAAAGUUAUCUAUUUGCUUCUUUUUAUAUCUGCGAUUGGAGCUGCUUUAGUUUUGCCAUGGUCUAUGCUAAACAAAGACAAGUCCUUUCUAGCUGAAGCAGGUGAUUACUUAUAUUUGAUUGGCUCUGCAUACAUACUAUGCUGGUGUCUUCUACAUCUACUUCUCCAACAACCGAUCAACUCGGGGCCCAUAAUUUUGCUUCUCAUCCAGAUUUUAGCAAUUUCAUGUCUUUCUUCUAAUGAUGUUCAAGUGAAUGAAUGGGUCGAGAUUGCUGCACUCUACUACAUGGGAAUGGCAGGUCAUUUUGCUCUUGGAAACAGCAAUACUUUAGCAACGAUCGAUGUUGCUGGUGCUUUUAUCGGAAUUUCUAGUCAUUCUACAAUACUAUCUGGGAUCUUGAUGUUCAUGAUCACGUAUGCAUCUCCCAUGCUGUUCCUUUUAUCUCUUGUCAUGUACGUUGGUGCAAAACUAAGAAACCAAUCACAAUAUUCGACAAUAUCAACUCAUCGGGAAACAAGUCUUGGACAAAUUUUGAAGCUAAAGCUCGGGUUCCCUUGUCUUGUUCCGCUUUGCAUCAACUCAGUGCUCUUGACGGCAUACACUGUGGUCUUGCUACUCAUGAGGAAUCACCUCUUUGUGUGGAGCGUCUUCUCUCCCAAGUACCUAUAUGUGUGUGCAACCACUCUGUGCACAUACAUCGGAGUUUGUAUCGUAGCUGUUACUGUAACCUACACUUUCUUUGUCACGACCUUCCGCAGAAGCAAUAGAACUACUAGACACGACAACUCAUAGUUAUGGUCUUUAUUAUGUAGGGAGACAGAGAAACUAAUAGAGAGAUAAUGUGAUCCUGAGAUUUGAAAGUAAAAGAAACUCUGAAUCCACUUUAGUUUCACAUGAUUCUGAUAAACUAGUAUUUUUUUAUUAUUAUUGUAAAUAAGAAUGUUGCCUUUACAACU